Messenger RNA from Auanema sp. JU1783, 285 nucleotides. Lineage: Eukaryota; Metazoa; Nematoda; Chromadorea; Rhabditida; Rhabditidae. The record is from the annotation of a GenBank genome assembly.
AUGAGCGACCCGUGCCAGUGUAUAUUUGAUCAUGAGGCUGCUAUGAGAAGAUUGAUUAGCUGGCUUCGGGAGAAUGGAGACCAAACGGGAAAUGAUGGUUUGCCCGACUCUAGUCCAGGAAUGAAUUCUAACUCGAUGAUUAUGUGGACUAUGUUAUGGGGAAUGAUUGCUUUGGUUAUGUUUUUCGCUCGACCAAACUCUUUACGUUCGCGACCUCGCGACACAGCUGAGAAGCCGAGACAUGAUGACGAGAAUAACCAGCCACCACCACCUGAUGUCUUAUAA